UUCGAACAUACCCGAAAUAUAGAGAUUAUGCAAAGAAAAUCUGCUUUCGUUCUAAUAAACGCGAAUUAUUUCGAAUAAGGAUCGAUCGCUGCGAGCGGUUGUCUCUUAUCUUUUGAUCCGAGUUAACGUCAAAUAUAAUAAAAGCAAUUUUGAUAUAAAAUGAAUUUAGGAAGAAUGGCUAAUAUUAACAUUUUUCGCAAAGUCCGGCAGCUUGAGAUGUUGAUUAAACCUGGUAGUUUACUCCAGACCUACAGAUGUAAUCCAAUGCACUUCCCCAAAUCUACUUCAAGUCUUACAAAUUUGAAUCGUAGCACAACACCUAAUGCAAGCAAUUAUACAAAAUGUCGUGUCUUGUCCAAGUUACCUGUACAAUCAACAGUUAGUGUGACUCGUGCAGCAAGCACUCAUGGUGAUCAUGUACGCUUGUGGUUGAUGGAAAGAAUAGUGUCUGCAUCUUUCUUGUCACUAGUACCUGCUGCUCUGCUCUUUGAAAGCAAAUUUAUUGAAAUAAUAUUGGCAGCUGCAAUUGUCAUGCAUACACAUUGGGGAUUGGAGGCUAUUGUAAUCGAUUAUGUACGGCCUGCUGUGGUAGGACCAGUAGCUCCAAAAAUAGCAUUCUUAAUGUUAAAUCUACUUUCCAUCGCAACUCUUGCUGGUCUGUUUGUGUUAAUUUACAAUGGUCCUGGUAUUGUAAACAUCAUUAAACAAGGUUGGGCAAUAGGUAAAGACAAAGAAAAACAAAGAUCUAAUUAGAUGUUAUCAUUAAAAUACAGAAAUAACUUGUUUAUAUUAGUAUAUGAAGAAUUUUUCAAAAGAGAUAGUAGUUUGUAAAUUAUUCGGGAAUA
Molecule: messenger RNA, 845 nt
Organism: Camponotus floridanus (Florida carpenter ant)
Lineage: Eukaryota; Metazoa; Arthropoda; Insecta; Hymenoptera; Formicidae
Gene: SdhD
Product: succinate dehydrogenase [ubiquinone] cytochrome b small subunit, mitochondrial
Exons: 5
Coding region: 160-753 (197 amino acids)
Biological process (GO): tricarboxylic acid cycle; mitochondrial electron transport, succinate to ubiquinone
Cellular component (GO): mitochondrial envelope; membrane
Molecular function (GO): ubiquinone binding; heme binding
Source: RefSeq, a predicted model, not a curated record